Messenger RNA from Daktulosphaira vitifoliae (grape phylloxera), 1743 nucleotides. Its product is annotated as cytosol aminopeptidase-like. Gene Ontology annotation, molecular function: manganese ion binding; metalloaminopeptidase activity. The transcript has a single exon. NCBI's taxonomy places the organism in Eukaryota, Metazoa, Arthropoda, Insecta, Hemiptera, Phylloxeridae. Bases 1 to 1554 code for a protein of 517 amino acids. Gene Ontology annotation, cellular component: cytoplasm. The record is from RefSeq and is a predicted model, not a curated record. Gene Ontology annotation, biological process: proteolysis.
AUGUUUAAAAAAUCGUUGCAAACGUUGGUGAAAAGGACAAUAAAUGUGAUCAACUAUUCAAGUAACUGUCCAGAUGUAAAAAAAGGUCUUGUGUUAGGCGUAUAUCGGGGAUGUAACCCUGGUGAAGUACUCAUGUCAGAUCAAGCACAAGCAUUUAACUUAAUGGUUAAAAAUAAAGCUAAAGAUUUUCUUCUAACUUCUAAUAUUGCUCAACAAGGAGCAGUGGUAGCACAUGAUUUACAUCCCGAUUAUUUCGCUGUAGCAUUCGCUGACAUUGGACCAACGGAUGCUAAAUACAAUAAACAAGAAAAUCUUCAAGACUGCUUGGAAUGGACAAGAAUAGGAGCAGGACUAGGUGCACGUGCUUUGCAAAGUUAUGGCGUCGAAGAAAUAUAUGUUGAAAACAUGUCUCAUGCUGAAGCAGCAGCUACUGGAUCGGUAAUAGGAACAUGGGAUUUUAAUGAGUAUAAAAAUAUUGAAGAUCCAAUUAAAACUACAAUAUUACCAUAUGAAGUUAAAGACCAGGAUAUAUGGAAGAUGGGAAUAAUAACAGGUGAAGCAACAAAUCUAGCUCGCUAUAUUGCUCAUUUACCUCCCAAUGUUGGAACUCCUGAGAUCAUAUCUGGAUUCGCAAUGGAUGUAUUGUGCAAAUGCAAUAUAAAUGUUGAAGUCAGAGAUGUUGAGUGGAUUGAAGAUAAAAAACUUAACUCUUUUUUAAAUGUAGCUAAAGGAUCGCGACGCACUCCAAUGAUGUUAGAAUUAUCUUAUUGUGGGGGAGUUCCCGAUGCCAAGCCAACUGUUCUAAUUGGAGACGGUUGUACUUAUGAUUCAUGGGGCCUAUGUCUUCGUGAUAAUAAACAUCCAGAGUUUGGUAUGUUUGGAAAAGCUGGUGCUGCAUCAGUUAUCGGUAUUAUGAAAGGCAUAUCGCAAUUAUCUUUACCUCUAAACGUCAACGCCCUUAUUCCACUUUAUGAAAAUAAACCUGGUGGUAUGGCCCUGAAACCGGGGUCAGUAAUAAAAACAUUUGAUGGGAACACUACUGAAGUUCAUAAUACUAAUAGAACAUCUAGACUUGUACUAAGUGACCUUAUUGGCUACAGUCAAAACCUUGCACCUAAUAUGGUUAUUAAUAUGUCGGCCUUGUCUAUUGAUACUUUAAAAUACUUUAAUAGUGGAGCCAUUUACAGUUACACGACAGAUGACAAAAUUUUCGACAACUUAGAAUCCGCCUCUUCAGCUACUGGAGAUAGAGUUCUAAGAGGACCUCUUUGGGAUGUGUAUAAAGCAAAAACACUUUGGCCAUCACUUGCAGAUACACGAGUCGUACCUCAUCAAGCGACUGGAGAUUCUAUGGCUGCAGCAAUGUUUCUAGAGAAAUUCAAACCAAAAGGAUCGAGUAUGGUUACUUUAGAUAUAGCAGGUUCUUCAUUUUUACAAAGCCCAAAACCGGAUCAUUAUUUAAGACCGGAAAGAAUGACUGGAAGUCCGGUUCGCACUGUACUACAAUUCCUAAAACAAAUCGUAUGUCCUCAUGAUGCAAAGCCAUCAUGCUAAUUUUUUUAAUAGUAAUCCUAAAAAUUUAACUAAAAAAUGUUUCAUAAUAUAUUUUAUUGAACAUACAAAAUAAUAAAUUAUAGAUUAAAUUUCAUACAAAUUAUAUAAUUAACAAGCGUUUAAAAUUAAUUUGAGGUUUUGUAGAAAUAAUGUCUGAAAUUAUAAAAAAAAAAUGUAAAAAUUCCUAUA